AUGAGUCACCCCUCGCUGACCAAUAGAGAGGCCAAUGAGAAAAACAGCGACCUCAACAACCAGUUGACCGUGAGUGGGAGGAGGAAGCUGGAGGUGGAUCUCCAGACUCUGCAGCAGGAGCAUGAGGAGCUGCAAAGAGAGCUGAGGGGAUCCACAGAUAAGUCCAAGAAGGCCAGCUGUGAGUUGGCGCGAGUGGGGGAGGAGCUGCGUCUGGAGCAGGAGCACACAAUCCACCUGGAGAGAGUAAAGAAAUGUCUGGAGGCUCAGAUCAAAGACAUGAGCAGCAGGCUGGAUGAGGACGAGCAGAUGGCACUGAAGGGAGGCAAGAAGAUCAUCCAGAAGUUGAUUAUAAAGUGUUUUGCUUGUCGUCUUGCGGACAGACCUGACAAAGCAUUAAUUCAUGCUUUUUACUAAUCGGUAUCAAUAACUACAUAAUGAUGUAGUUAUUUUUAUAUCCUUUUGAUACGUUUAUUGCAAUUAAAAUAUCAGUUAUUUUAACCCUAACAAACCCUAACCAGAUUGUUUUACAAUUGGCCAGUUGACUCAGUCAACAGUUAAUUUUUUUAGCCAGUAAAAAGCUAAAUUGUGACAGGUGAAGGAGAUGGAGCUGGAGUUGGAUUCAGAGCAGAAGCACGCUGAGACAGUGAAGACAUCCGCCAGAUCAUCAGCUCAUGACUAACAUCUCAUGCUUCAGCAUUCUGUUGUGACAAAUAUGGGGUUUACAGCACUACGUACCCUGGCCUGGUCAGGUCACCCAGCUCUGUGGGUUCAGAGGGCAGAGGGGAAAAGAUCCUCAACGACGACAAUGGUCAAGGUCAGCUCCCUCAUCCCAGUGUAUCUCAACUUCGUCAAGAAGCUCAUGGUAGAUUAGAAACCAAGCUGUGACGCCAUCAUGCUCAGAAUGUCAGAGUACAGCUUCAGCUGUCUCCAGGUGCUACAACUAUUUUUUUUCAAGAGUGAAACAUGGUGCUGUAUGGGUUUGAAUGUGUUGUGAAACUGCAGUUUAAGCUUCUCUGAUGUUUGUACUAAAAUCCCAAAAUCCCAAAAAGGUAGUAUUUUAUUGCAAUGAUUUAUAAGUAGUUAAUUAAUCAUCCGUUUAUUAUGAACAUCAUUAACAAAUUAUUUAUGUACAUUUGUAAAUGACAUAACAAUAAUUAAUAGCUGUUCAUCUGAAGCAUAAACUAUUCAUCAUUUAUAAAUGUUGCACUGUGGCCCAAACAAUGUUUUCUCUACUCAGAGAAAUUUAAUAUGUAACAAUGUAUGCCUUAUCUUGCCUAAAUGAGCAAGAUAGAGAAGCUAAAACUGUAUUUAAUGCUAGCUAACCGGACCUGUAAGCUACUUAAAUGUUUCCCAACUGCUAAGGACUGGAGGCACAAAGUAAGAACCAUAUUCUGUAACUUUAUAAAUCUUACUAGUAACUUUUAGAACAUUUUCUACAAGUUAGUCCGUACUAACUCGUAGAAAAUGUACAGAACAUUGAGACUAGCAAACAUCGGAUUUUAGACAGCAUGGCUAGGGUAGCAGGUUAGCCAAGAAGUCUAGGUUAGCAAGUUGAUUCCUAAUAUAUGACACAAUGUUAAACAUUAUCUCCAGCUCUACGUGCUAAUUACUGUAUGUAGCCACUAUUUCAUACCUGCCAGAGAAAUAAAUAAAAACCUUUUUAGAUGAAUAUAUUCAGCUACAACAGCAGCUAUUAUUUGCACCUAGUUAAACCGGUUCAAACUGGUAAAGUGUACAUCAAUCACAUUUUUGACUACUUCGUAUUGUGGUAUCAACAAAUGCAUCUCAAUGAUUUGUAAAUGAUUAGUUCAUCAUUACCUAAUUAUAAAGGUCUUAUAACCAAUUUUGUAAAGUGUUACUAAGUAAGAAAUGCAACAAGGUGCCAUCAGUACAUGGGUUAUUUUGGGUAAAUAAUAAGAAAUGCAAAGUAUUUGACCUAAACUGUUGAAGGUUUCCAAUUGUAUCUGAACUUUUAACCUUAUCU
Messenger RNA from Cottoperca gobio, 1984 nucleotides. RefSeq names its product myosin-8-like. The record is from RefSeq and is a predicted model, not a curated record. Bases 1 to 414 code for a protein of 137 amino acids. The transcript is spliced from 5 exons. Lineage: Eukaryota; Metazoa; Chordata; Actinopteri; Perciformes; Bovichtidae.